AUGUCGACGCAUAGUUACAAAUUCGAUGUCAAGAUGACCUGCUCCGGCUGCUCCGGUGCUGUCGAGCGCGCGCUCAAGAAAGCGGAGUCCGAUGGUGUGAACUCGUUCACCGUCAGCCUGGAGAAGCAGGAGGUGCUGGUGACUGGGACGAUCCCGUAUGAUACCCUGCUCGAGAAGAUCAAGAAGACGGGCAAGGAGGUUCGCUCUGGAGAAACUGUGUCAUGA
This is a messenger RNA of Sparassis crispa, 225 nucleotides long. RefSeq names its product Metal homeostasis factor ATX1. The record is from RefSeq and is a predicted model, not a curated record. Gene Ontology annotation, biological process: copper ion transport. Gene Ontology annotation, molecular function: copper chaperone activity; metal ion binding. Bases 1 to 225 code for a protein of 74 amino acids. The transcript has 5 exons. Gene Ontology annotation, cellular component: cytosol. NCBI's taxonomy places the organism in Eukaryota, Fungi, Basidiomycota, Agaricomycetes, Polyporales, Sparassidaceae.